GCAGCUCAGUCUACCACGUGACAAACGUCAGCUGAUCAGCAGGCGGAACCGAAUGAAAACAUGAUGGUGGUUGCGCUGAACAGGCUGCCUGUCACUGACUGUCUUACACUUUGUCACAGGGUGGUGGAUGGACUGUGUGGGCGGGAGCCUCCUCGCAAGGGGGAUUACAGCGCCACCUGGAGCCUGGAGGAGUGGCUGCAGCUGCUCCACUCCCUGACAGCCCUCUUCCGCCUGGCAGUGGGGAACAACAGCUCCGAUGAAGAGGUGCUGGCCGGGCUGGCAGAUGUGGGCCGCAGCCAUGCCGAGGCGGUGCUGAGUGUGCUGAGAGCCAGACGGGAGGAGAUCCGCGACGCUCUGCUGGACAGAACCAACUCAAUCUCCUCUGCCACGCUGCAGGACUUUGACUGGCAACUUAAGUUGGCUCUGUCCAGCGAUAAGAUCUCGUCUCUCCACACUCCUCUGCUCAGCCUCAGUCUGGACGUGAGGGAGAACAGAGCCCUCCGCUCUGUCACCAUGGAGAUGAACAGAGAGGAGUUAAACACACUCAUUAGUUCACUAGAGGCUGCUAAUAAGGUGGUGCUGCAGUUGAAAUGAUAGAAAGACCGCUGACCCCCCCCCCCCCACCCCCACCCCCAC
Messenger RNA from Perca flavescens (yellow perch), 636 nucleotides. RefSeq names its product COMM domain containing 8 (gene commd8). The transcript is spliced from 5 exons. NCBI's taxonomy places the organism in Eukaryota, Metazoa, Chordata, Actinopteri, Perciformes, Percidae. The record is from RefSeq and is a predicted model, not a curated record. The coding region runs from base 61 to 594 and encodes 177 amino acids.